AGUCCUUGCACUGGGUGGUGUUUUGGGGUUGAGUCCUUGCACUGGGUGGUGUUUUGGGGUUCAGUCCUUGCACUGGGUGGUGUUUUGAGGUUAAGUAAUUUCACUGGAUGGUGUUUUGGGGUUGAGUCAUUUCACUGGAUGGUGUUUUGAGGUUAAGUAAUUUCACUUGAUGGUGUUUUGGGGUUGAGUCCUUUCACUGGAUGGUGUUUUGGGGUUGAGUCCUUUCACUGGAUGGUGUUUUGGGGUUGAGUUCUUUCACUGGAUGGUGUUUUGGGGUUGAGUCCUUUCACUGGAUGGUGUUUUGGGGUUGAGUCAUUUCACUGGAUGGUGUUUUGGGGUUGAGUCCUUUCACUGGAUGGUGUUUUGGGGUUGAGUCCUUUCACUGGGCGGUGUUUUGGGGUUGAGUCCUUUCACUGGGCGGUGUUUUGGGGUUGAGUCCUUUCACUGGAUGGUGUUUUGGGGUUGAGUCCUUUCACUGGGCGGUGUUUUGGGGUUGAGUCCUUUCACUGGGUGAUGUUUUGGGGUUGAGUCCUUUCACUGAGGCCUGUAUCUUGCUGUAUCUUACAAUGAACACUCUACCAACUUUACUUACUUAAAAUUCCUUUUUGUCUCAUUUACUUUGUCCCGGUGAACUACUUACAAAAAUAUAUACAGAGGUAGCAGCUGAUCAGCAGAUAAUGUUACAGCAGGACACAUAUUGUAACAGGUUUCCACCGAAUAGGUCUUGUUCAGGUAGUGUUGAUAACAUUUGUAAUUUGUGUUAUGUCCAGGCAUCACAGGGAUUAAUUUUUCUACACCUCCAUAAAAUCCGUUCUCGGAACUCAUCGUGGAUAUGGAUUCUGUGUAUCAGUAUUUAGGAUAUCCAGCACAAGUCAACGACGAUUCAGAGACUUCAAGCAGGGAUCAUCUAUGGCUGUACGGCGUGGGUACCUUCGUGGUUCUGUGGACGCUAGGCUGGCUGUACAGAGACAGUCUGGAGAUAGAGGAUAUCAAGGAGAAGUAUGUGUUUGUGACGGGGUGUGACUCUGGCUUUGGGAACUUGCUCUGUAAGAGGCUGGACCGGCGGGGGUUCAGGGUGAUAGCUGGGUGUCUGACAGAGAAAGGGGCUGAUGAUCUGAAGAGGGCGACUGGGCCGUACCUGAAGACGGUUCUCCUAGACGUGACGAGCACCGGCAGUAUACAGAAAGCCAUGGAGUACACCAAGCAGGAGGUUGGAGAUAACGGACUGUGGGGCAUCGUGAACAACGCGGGGCGCUCCCUGCCCAUGGGUCCCUCAGAGUGGAUGAGGCUGGAGGACUAUACCAGUACCCUGAAGGUGAACAUGACGGGGGUGAUAGAGAUGACCCUCACCUUCCUGCCUCUCAUCAAACAGGCCCAGGGGAGGAUUGUGAACGUGGCAUCAGUACUGGGUAGAGUGGCAGCUAACGGUGGGGGAUACUGCAUCUCUAAAUUUGCUGUGGAGUCUUUCUCAGACUGCCUCAGGAGGGAUAUCCACUACUUCGGGAUCAGGGUGUGCAUCAUUGAACCAGGUUUCUUUAAGACAGCGGUUACCAGUCUGGAUCCCAUCGAGAGAGAGCUGCAUCGCCUGUGGAACCAGCUCACACCUGAAGUAAAGGCCAGCUACGGAGACAAAUACCUGGAUAAUUACAUCCAGAUCCAACGGUUGAUCAUGAACGCAGUGUGUGACUCGGACCUGAGUAAAGUGACUAACUGCAUGGAGCAUGCCUUGGCGUCUGCCUACCCCCGAACCCGCUACAGUGCCGGCUGGGACGCUAAAUUCGGAUGGAUCCCCCUCUCUUACAUGCCAUCCUGUGUCAUCGAUAUUGGGCUGAAACUGGUGAUGCCGCGUCCUGCUAAGAGUGUCUAGAGUUAAUUAGCAUACAAUACAUUGCAAUAUAAUACAAUAUAAACCAAUACUAUACAGUACAAUACUAAAGAAUACAAAACAAUAUAUUGUUUGAGUUCAAAUGUACAGAACGUCUGUGUUUUAAAGCUAGAUGAUGUCCUAUAGUUUUGAGAGAAAACAUGGAAUAUUUGAAUAAUUUUGGUGUUUGCCAACCUACUGUGCCUUUUCUUAACCAUUAAUUAUGUUGCUUAACUUUGAGCAAUAUUCUUAACUUUGUUAGCACAAUCUUUAUUAAACGUUCCUACAAGCAGUUUUUUUUUUUUUUUAACUGCCUUAUUGGUUAAGGACUCGUCAGUAAGCAUUUCACUGUAAAGUCUACUACACCUGUUGUAUUCAGCGCAUGUGACUAAUAAAAUUUGAUUUGAUUCGAAUAACCCUCAUAUUCAAUAAGGCUGUUCUUAUAGAAAUAACUGAUGUCCAUUAUAUGAACACAAAUAAUAAAAUGAGACC
Molecule: messenger RNA, 2356 nt
Organism: Salvelinus namaycush (lake trout)
Lineage: Eukaryota; Metazoa; Chordata; Actinopteri; Salmoniformes; Salmonidae
Product: retinol dehydrogenase 7-like
Exons: 6
Coding region: 833-1867 (344 amino acids)
Molecular function (GO): oxidoreductase activity
Source: RefSeq, a predicted model, not a curated record